AUGUCUCUAUACUGUACUCGAGCUACUUAUGGUUAUUUUAUUCAUAAAGGUUUGGAUGCUGCAUCUCCAAAUUGGGCUGGUGUAUAUAUCCCAGAUAUAACAUGUAAUCGUACACAAUGUUGUUGUUUAAGUGACCAAAUUACAAUUAUUACAGACUCAGAAAACAUCAUAUUUCGAUCAGGUUUUCACGGACUUGAAUGCGAUAGUGACGCAACAACAACUUUUGGUAAACUACCACAAGGAUUUGUUCUACAACUUCUAACAGAAUAUUCAAUAUUUAGUAUAAUAUUAAGUGAGGAUAGUGAACAAAUAAAGUUUGUUAAUAUAAGAAAUCCUAUGGUAUGUUAUGGGUAUGCAAAUAAAACUAUGAUUAUAACAACAACAACACCAAAAACAUCUCAUAGUAAAGCAUCACAUAUAAAUAUAUAUAUUUCGCUUUAUAUACUUGCCUUUACUUCAAUAAUUAUGAAUAUCUUUUGAUUUAAAAUUUGGUGAUAAUAUUAUAUUUUCGCAUGUUGUAUCAGUGUUAAACUAAAAGUAUUUGAUGUUUUUGUUUUUCAAUAAAAUGUCAUAACUGUUUUCCCAUUAUUCAAGAGUUAUGAGAACUGAACGAAUAAAUUUAGAAGAUUCAUUAAUCAAUCCACUCUUCAAGUGCUUGCUAUAUAAUACACAGUGGGCAUCCAGGCGGACAUUAGGCGGAACAGUGACUUUGUUUCUUUUCGAAAACAAAAUAGUCCAAAAUAUAGCCCUUGAAAUUCUCUAUCGAAUGGUGUAUAAAUGUCUAUUGUGAUUUUCACUCCUUCAUGGAGAAAUCGGGCCACAAAGAAAGGUCCCAAAACAUCAUUUGUACGAACUAAACCAUG
This is a messenger RNA of Didymodactylos carnosus, 863 nucleotides long. NCBI's taxonomy places the organism in Eukaryota, Metazoa, Rotifera, Eurotatoria, Philodinida, Philodinidae. The record is from the annotation of a GenBank genome assembly.